CAUGUCGAACCAAUCCAAAAUCCAAAGUUGAUUGAAUACAAUCAGCAGCUUACGCUACUAUAAAAGAAGCAGCUUAGCACAACCUAUCAGCAUCCCAUUUAUGUCUUGCUUGAGGCUGAGGCUUCCACCAGCCAGAAGGGCUUGGAAGAGCUUCACUUCCAAAUUACACAGCAAGCUCCACAAACGCAGGGCCAUCAACAAAUCCACAAACCGAGUCAAGCCCUCCACAACAAUCUCUGUACGAGUUCCACCCUCCAAGUUCUUUCAGCUACGCUUGCAGCGGAAACCAAUCUUUUCUCUGCGUUUUCACCAGAAUUGCCGCAGCCUGCUUCAGAAACGGCACGCGCAUGUGUAUGUUGACAAGCUCUUUAAGGAGCCUGCAGUCUCCGAGCUAGUUGCUGAGCGUUGUCAACAGCAGAAAUCUCCAGUAGCAGUGUGUGUGAUCAAGCCUAUUGCUGAUCGCCUUGUUCCUGAAGCAAGCAGGCAAACUCAACCUUCAGCUUGUGAGAAUAAUGUGUCUGAAGGAGUAACUAGUGCUGCCGAUGAUAUGUGGGAGUCGCUGGGAAUUGCCUCGCCCCAAAUGGAUGGAAUUGAUAAGAGAGCUGAGGAGUUUAUAGCUCGCUUCAGGGCAGAAAUGAAGGAUCAGGAGACGUUGGCCAAUCGCCAUUUGUAGUAUAAUGCUUGUAAUGAAGACCCCAGCUUAAAUAGUACAGUAUCCUGUACAAGAUGUAAAUUUAGCCGAUUCAUUUUGAAAUAAGAAUGAUAUGUGAAUUGAUCUUA
Messenger RNA from Argentina anserina (silverweed cinquefoil), 780 nucleotides. RefSeq lists its product as uncharacterized. Bases 101 to 673 code for a protein of 190 amino acids. NCBI's taxonomy places the organism in Eukaryota, Viridiplantae, Streptophyta, Magnoliopsida, Rosales, Rosaceae. The transcript has a single exon. The record is from RefSeq and is a predicted model, not a curated record.